AUGUUAAGAAGAAAUAUAUACAAACAUUUAUAAAAUUAAAUAAUAUACAAAAGCCAAUUCCGUUUAGGUAGUGGUGUAUAAUCCCACAAUCAUGGUAAAGAAAUUGAUCACCAUGAAGACCGCCACGAUGACCACGGUCAUCAUCAUUAACCUUACGAUUGGAGAAAUGACCCAAAAGUAAAUACUGAUAUCGAAGAAGAUAUUAGAGAUAGAGGUUGGGAUCAGACCACAUAUGAUUUUCCCUACUCAAAAAAGCAUGAUGAUUGGGCAUUUGACAUAACAAUGCCUUUAGGUAAUUAUUAAACAGAUUUAAGUGUAAACAUUAGACCUGAAAAUAAAUAAAUACAUGAAUUAAAGAAUCCUAUGAGGGCAGCUUAUUGGGAUCCUGAUCAUGAUUUUCCACAUGAAUAUGAUUAUGAAUCUGAAGAUUUAGAUUUUCAAUGCGAAUCUUUUAAAACUUAACAUUUUAGAAAAAAAGGACCUCUUUGGUCAUAUUUUAUCUUAGCAGCUCUAUCUUUCUUGUACUUCGGAACCGAAUUUUUGUAUAAUCAUUAUACUGAUGAAGAUUAUUGGAGAAUACCACGUCCUCCACCAUUGGAUUACCCAGAUACUGAAGAUACUGAUGAUACAGAAAUAUAUUAAGACUAUUAGAGUAUGACAGGUAGGAGAAUGGUUGAUACAGGUAUUAUUGGACCUCUAUGGUAUAAUAUUGUUGAUGGAAAAAAAGUCUAUUACGAUUGGGCAGGGGUUAAUUAACCUAUGGAAGAUAUUUGA
Molecule: messenger RNA, 774 nt
Organism: Ichthyophthirius multifiliis
Lineage: Eukaryota; Ciliophora; Oligohymenophorea; Hymenostomatida
Exons: 2
Source: RefSeq, a predicted model, not a curated record